Magallana angulata is the source of this 3538-nucleotide messenger RNA. RefSeq lists its product as uncharacterized. Gene Ontology annotation, biological process: transmembrane transport. The record is from RefSeq and is a predicted model, not a curated record. NCBI's taxonomy places the organism in Eukaryota, Metazoa, Mollusca, Bivalvia, Ostreida, Ostreidae. The coding region runs from base 335 to 3523 and encodes 1062 amino acids. Gene Ontology annotation, molecular function: heme binding; transmembrane transporter activity; monooxygenase activity. Gene Ontology annotation, cellular component: membrane. The transcript has 18 exons.
CAUAUCGACCAAUGCACUGUGGCAAAUAAUCGUCCGAUAUUAAGACUGCUGUGACAACCCCGCUUAACGAUAGUUUGAGUUAACACGCGAGUUCGCUUCUUGUGAGUUAAUAUUAUUAAUUUCCGGAUCUCCACACAAAAAUUGAUCUACGUAUCUUGGGACAUUUGAGUUGUAUUAUGAAUACCUGUGCGACCCUUAUAGUUUUCCGAUAGCAAGUGACUGAUUUCGACGCAAGCGGAUUUUAAAUAUGAUAAUCCGGUUGACUGCAGUAGAACUCAAUCUUUAACUUCAUUUGAAACCUGGCUAAGUAACUGGCCGGCUAGGAUUACAUACCAUGCACUUCGACGAACUUUUGAAAACUUUAGGGGAGCUUGGACAUUACCAAAGAACCCGUUUGUUUUUAAUAUGUCUCGUGUCCAUCGUAUGCGCCUUUCAUGCCAUGAAUAUGGUAUUCGUUGGCGCUAAUCCGAAAAAGAAAUGUCAAGUUCCAUAUGUUAAUCUGUCUUCUGCCUCCGGUGCCAAAAAUGUCACGUUAGACCAUUGGGCUUCCUAUCUCAGAAGAGCAGACGAAGAUGCCUGUGAAAUUUACAACCCGGAUGAAGUUUACAACUCUGUUAGCAAUGGGAGUUAUACAUUCCAAGAACUGUCGUCUGGAGAAACCAAUGUAUCAUUUAGUAAAGUGUCAUGUUCGAAUUGGGAAUUCUCUCGUGAGGUUUACGGAGAUACUAUCGUUACGCAGUUUUACCUAGUGUGUGAUUCAGCAUGGCUUCGCAGCACCUCCAAAACACUCUACUUCUUUGGCCGUCUCCUCGGUGCUGUGGUGUUUGGUCAGCUCUCAGACAUAUUUGGUCGCCGUCCAAUGUUCUUUGCCGGGUUGCUGAUGUUGCUCAUCGUUGGCUGUGUUGCGGCCGCCUCACCGUCUAUGUUUGUCUUUAUUCCGUUCUACAUACUCCAAGGAGCCGCUCAAACGGGGCUAUUUCUGGUCGCUUACACAAUGUGUACUGAGUUGGUGGGCCCGAGUUACCGGGUCCUGGCCGGGUUCCUCAUACAGGGUUUCUACAGUAUAGGCUACAUGGCCCUGUCCGGGGUCGCUUACCUCAUUUAUGACUGGCGGUACAUCGAAGUGGCCAUCACUCUACCCGUUGUCCUGUUUGCUGCCUAUCUAUGCAUACUCCCAGAAUCAAUUCGGUGGUUGCUCUCCAAAGGGAGAGAGGAAGAGGCCAAAGAGAUCAUCAAGAAGGUAGCAGAGACCAACAAGGUGUCAAUCACAGAGGACAUGUUGGAGGAUCUCAGGUCUCCCAGUGAGAAGCAGAAGGAGGCAGUAGACGACAGGAAGUACACGUUCGUUGACCUGUUUCGGCCGUUCCGCAUGCUCAUACUGUCUCUGAACGUCUGGUUCAAUUGGUUGGUGAAUGCAAUGGUGUACUAUGGCCUAGCCCUAGGGACAGACAACUUGGGAGGGGAUCCAUACAUCAACUUUAUGAUCGCGGGUGCCGUGGAGAUCCCCGCUUACAUCAUGUGUGUACUGUGCCUUAACCGGGUGGGACGCAAAAAGCCGCUUACAAUCACCAUGAUUUUCGGCGGAGUCAGUUGUAUCGCGUCAGCUUUUGUCCCGAGCGAUUUGGUGGCAUUGAAAGUGACAUUAGCGAUGCUUGGAAAGUUUGGUAUUACAGCAUCGUACGCCAUUAUCUACCUCAUGGCAGCUGAGGUUUUCCCAACGGUCGUCAGAAACAUAGGAAUGGGCAUAUCCUCAAUGUCCGCCCGUAUUGGCGGCAUGUUGGCUCCUCAGAUCCUGGAUCUCGGGGCUGUCUGGGGCCCACUUCCGCUUCUUCUGUUCGGUGUUUUGUCUGCUGUUGCUGGGAGUCUAGCUCUUCUACUUCCGGAAACCAACGGAAGGCCCCUUCCUCAAACCAUUGAAGACGUCACACAUCCGGAGAAACUAAAACAUCGUGAUGAUAUGACCUUGGACAUUCGCAAAAAUAUGAGAAAACUUCUCUCAAUACCGAGGCAUGGGGUGGUUGUCUCUUUCAAACAAUCCAUGGCCACUGCACAGCCUAAGGAGAACCUGCCAGAUGACACACCUGCACAGCCUAAACCGUUCGCAGAUAUACCAGGACCAACGGGGAUGCACAAUUUGCCUGUACUUGGGAAUGCCUUUCAUUUUGCUCCUUAUCUGAAAAGUGGAGGCUCCCACUUGUAUUUCCGGGAACUGAACAAGCAGUAUGGUAAGAUUGUGCGAGUUCGUCUGGGACCUAACCAAACCGUGAUGUUAUUCGAUCCCGAACUAAUCAGUCAAACUAUAGCGAACGAGGGUGCCUAUCCAGUUCGUCGUUCAGUCCCAAUCAUGGAAACUUACGUGAAACGAACAAAAAGAAACAUGCUAAGUGUACAGAACGGACCGGACUGGCAGAGUUACCGUAGUGCAGCACAACAGAGUGUCAAACCAACCAUCAUAAAGAACUAUAUAGAACCACAGGCUCAGUGUGCAGACGACCUUGUCACGUGGCUAGAAAAAUAUGGCAACAACAAUCCCGAGGUCAAAUUCGCAUUUAUGUGCUAUUCUGCUGAUGCAAAUGCUGUAUUGACGUUUGACAAAAAGAUUGGAUUUUUAAAGAAUAGUGAAAAUCUCGACCCUGAACUUGAACUUUUCUUGAACAGCAUCAGGCAGUUUAUGGCACUGAUAGGCCAAAGUAUCUUUUCCUUGCCAUGGUAUAGACUUUGGCGGACAAAACUCUACAUGGAUUUCGAGAACGCCACCAAUAAUGUCUAUAGAAUAAGUGAAAAGUUUAUAGGGGAAGCAAGAAUUGAAUUACUUCAGAAAAGUAAAAAUGGCGAAUUUGACAUAGCCGAAAGUGACCUGACCGUGCUGAAAUGCCUUCUUCAAGAUAAUCGAUUAACCAAUCAAACCAUAACGGAUGUAAUGGCAGCGUUCCUGUUUGCAGGUGUAGAACAGGUAUCCCAGGCUUUGAUAUGGAUGUUUUGGUUGAUUGGAAAGUCUCCCGAGAAGCAAGCAAAGCUUUACGCAGAAAUUUCUUCCAACAUAGGCUCAUCACCAGUCACUGCCGCAAACCUCGGAUACUUACCUUAUCUAAAGGCCUGCGUCAAGGAAUCAUUCAGAUGUGUUCCACCGGUGGCUUCCGGUACAGCAAGAGUUCUUCAACUUGAUACUGAAAUAGGAGGGUAUUUGAUUCCCAAAGGGACAACUGUAAUGUUUGGCAACAACACAUUAUCGAUGUCAGAAGAACAAUUUGCAAACCCUGAAGAGUUUCUUCCUGAGCGCUGGUUGGACUCAAACGACCCCCAGAAACAGAGACAAAUGGGUAUGUGUGUUUUGCCGUUCGGGAUAGGAAAAAGAAACUGUAUGGGGAGGCGAUUUGCCGAACAGGAAAUCCAUUUGGCUACUAUUAAGAUUUUGCAAAAUUUCCAUGUUGAAGUGACAGGUGAUUGCCGUGAUGCUAAGCCUACAUAUACAACAUUUGCUGAGCCAGACCGACCAAUCAAAUUCAUUUUUGAUAAAAGAUGAAAUCAAAGGAAUUUU